Messenger RNA from Salvelinus sp. IW2-2015, 2726 nucleotides. Its product is annotated as rho-related GTP-binding protein RhoV. The record is from RefSeq and is a predicted model, not a curated record. Gene Ontology annotation, biological process: establishment or maintenance of cell polarity; Cdc42 protein signal transduction; endocytosis. NCBI's taxonomy places the organism in Eukaryota, Metazoa, Chordata, Actinopteri, Salmoniformes, Salmonidae. Gene Ontology annotation, molecular function: GTP binding; protein kinase binding; GTPase activity.
CGUCAGUUCACACCUGUCUUGAUCUGCGUUUAGCGGGGGCGGGGCUAUGCAAAUCACAACCUGUCUGAGCGGAAAAGUCCCCUCAAAACCAAGUCGCAUCACACCGUCAUUCACAAACCAUCAAAGUAACGAUAGAGGAGACAUUCCGGUCCAGGAUCAUACAGAAACCAAAACUGUUCUAGAGAAUCGCACAUCGAAAUAAGACUGAUCACUUCUGCACUGGGAAGUUACUAUUCUUCAAUUUGAGUUGUUGGACAUGCCACCUCAAAUGGAUUAUUAUUGUGAAGAAUCCCGCGUUCCCUCUUCAUGCGGACUGAUGAGCCAAGAGGCCGGGUUGGAGAGGGAGCCAGCGCCCGGGUUGGAGAGGGAGCCAGCGGCUAUCAGCUGUAUGCUGGUGGGGGACGGGGCUGUGGGCAAGACUAGCAUGAUAGUCAGUUACACCACAAAUGGAUACCCCACGGAAUACAAACAGACCGGCUUUGAUGUCUUUUCUGGUCAAGUCCAAGUUGAAGGAGCCCCAGUCAAAAUACAACUAUUGGACACAGCUGGACAGGAGGUGUUUGAUGAUUUCCGCUCCCUCUCCUACUCCCACACGGACGUCUUCCUGCUCUGCUUCAGUGUGGUCAACCCCACCUCCUUCCGCAAUGUCACCAACAAGUGGAUCCCCAAGAUCCGAGCCUGCAACCCCUCAGCUCCCAUCGUCCUCGUGGGCACCCAGUCCGACCUCCUGCUGGACGUCAACGUCCUGAUCAACCUGGACCACUGCGGGGUCAAACCGGUGCUGACCACUCGGGCACAGAGCAUGGCGGAUAAGAUCAGAGCGGUGGACUACGUCGAGUGUUCUUCGUUGACGCAGAAGAACUUAAAAGAGGCGUUCGACGCGGCCAUCUUUGCUGCCAUCAAACACAARGUCAGGAAGGAGAAGAAGAGGCGGCUGUCGGACAGACGCACCAAGGCCUUCUCUAAAUGCAGCUGGAAGAAGUUCUUCUGUUUUAUCUGAGAUACAGACCCCAUUGGUCAUGGACAGAAAGACUAUUAUUUAUUAACGUAUGAAGACUUUGUAAGAACGAUGUAACUUUAGAAUAAACCAGCGGUGGUGAAUGGACCUAUAGAAGUGGUUAGUUCUCUCCUGGUCUGGAGAUGGUGGUAUAGAUACUGAGGCUCACUGGGUGUCUGGGCUGCUCUGAGCAGGCUCUCUCUCUCUCCUUAUCUCUUUCUCUGUGGAUUGAGUUGCUUUGAUUAGUGAUUUACAUUGAUUACAACAAAACCAGGGCACAUUAGCAUGCCUGAUUGUUCAGGUUGACAGAUAGUCACUAUCCAAAAGUACAGUAUCUGUCAAGUAGGCCUACAUGGUUGAGGUAACCAAGUAAGAAGCGAAAGAAUAGAGAGAAUAUUAAAACCAUGUACAUCACAAGCAUCCUGUCAGUGGGACAAGGCCGUCAUGUAAAUGUUCUGAACUAAUUUGCAUGGUCUGGAUUGGUGCCCAUUCCAACCUGAGAUUUUACUGCGUCGACUCUGUGUGGUAGUACCGUGUAGCUCAGUUGGUAGAGCGUGGCGCUUGUACUGCCAGGGUUGUGGGUUCGAUUCCCACGGGGGACCAGUAUGGGGAGGGGGAUACUCUGGAUAAGAGUGUCUGCUAAACGACUAAAAUAGUCAGAACAUGAGUGGGUUGUGAGAGAGAGAAAAACAUGGUUGUUAGCCUUUUCUCCUUUGUGUUCUGUGCUGCCGAGCCACACAGACCUAUUCAUAUGCAACACUGUAUGUAGGCUGAAGUACGUGCUAAUGUCUUACCUGUGUGUGAACUGGGAAUGACUCACAGGCCUAUGUGUUGAUUAUAGUAUUAGGCUUUGAUGUAAUGAGCGGUCAGUAUCAACACUAGCCUGUGACAAGGUGUAGAGUAGUAAGGAGACUUACCCUGCCCCAGCCCCCAGCAGAAACCCAGCCCAGCCACCCCAGGGAUUGACACUCCUGUCUCUGGGACCUCAUUUGCUUCUUUAUUCGUUUGUUUACACUAGACACCCCAGCCAGUAAAACAAAAAAGCCCAGCCCAGCCCCCCUCCAGUGAAUGAAACACUCCUGUCUGUCUCUGAUUCUCUGUUAGUUGACGCUGACCACACUAUCGUGUCUAUCUUCAGACGAAUCAGCCUGCCCAAUCUACAGGAUACAAUGUGUACAUUAUAGGAGGCUAAGUAGCGCCUGCUUGAAUGUUAACGCUCACUUUAAAUAGCUUGCCCGUCUGGUUCUGUGUUGUUUUGUAAAGUGAUGUUAUUGCCAGACCGAUGGUUGGUGGCAGUCAGUCCUAGCUGGUUUAUAGAUAUGAGGGUUGGUACCCAGGCUAGAUGAGGGUUGGUACCCAGGCUAGAUGAGGGUUGGCACACAGGCUAGAUGAGGGUUGGUACCCAGGCUAUAUGCUUUUUAUACUUCUUGUGGAAGAGUGAAUGUAAAUUUGAAAUCUAUUUCUGUUUGUUUAAAACAGUUCAUUCAACUUUUUUUUUUGUCUGCAAUUUUACAGAUCUGUGAACAAGUUUUUUUUUUUUUGUGAAAUUGUAUAUUUUUUGUCUCUAAAAUCUCCAACCAAACCUUCUGUCACUAGCGUCUACGUUUUUUCAUGCUGUAUUUGAAUGAAGUGAUGGAAAUAAAUUCUGGAGAAGAAAAAAAUCAAUAUAAUGUUAUUUUGUCAAAAUGUAUUGCUGCUUCAUUUGAAUAAAAUAACACAUGUAUAUUGA